Vitis riparia (riverbank grape) is the source of this 2303-nucleotide messenger RNA. RefSeq names its product F-box only protein 13. Bases 841 to 2064 code for a protein of 407 amino acids. Gene Ontology annotation, molecular function: protein binding. The record is from RefSeq and is a predicted model, not a curated record. The transcript has 2 exons. NCBI's taxonomy places the organism in Eukaryota, Viridiplantae, Streptophyta, Magnoliopsida, Vitales, Vitaceae.
GGCAGAGUGGCUGGCUGUGGUUGUGGUUGUGGGACGUCGUACAUGGGGGGAGGGACGCCAAAAGCAACAUGGCAUCGAGAUCUCUGCAAUGAGGGCGUGAGUAUGCCAACCAACCCCUUAAAAAGAUAUCGCAAUCGACGGCUUUUUCCUGUUACCCAUUGACUUAUACAAACUAAAUUAACCAGAAAUCCAAUAUAUAAUACUUAUAAUCCCUCAUAGAGAUAUGAGAGAUUCCUGAACCGAGGCAAAGGAGAUGGGGGUGGAGAUGGAGAAGGGUGGGUUGCAAAGGGCUGCUUUGCUUUGCUUUUGCUUUCCAAACCCUUUUUCUUUCUUUAUUUAUGAGGGUUGUUGUAUUUUCUUUUCUUUCUCUCUUCUUUUCUCGUUUGCGCCGGACCCGAAUCAGAAGCUAGGAAGGACUAGGUAGGCAGCCAGGCAGCAGAGUCAACUGAGAAAGAAGUCCUCACAAACGAACCGGUUCUGAUUCCAAGCCACAUAGCAGCGAGUCAGUGAGCUUUGUUUUACACAGAUGUUCUCCUAUUCUUUCUCUCACUUUUUCUCUUUUUUUGUUUUUGUUUUUGUUUUUUAACUUUACUCGCCACCACCCGUGUUCCCUCCCCCUCUCUCUCUCUCUCUGGUGUCAACGGGAACAAAAAGAGCCUCCUAGGAAGCUUCCUCCCUCCCUCCCUCCUUCCCACCCACCUCCUCCGCCAUCUUACUAAUAAAGCCUGCUGUCUUGCCACAGAAGGGCAUCUCUCUCUCUUUCUCUUUUACCCUAACCCUCAUCCUCAUCCUCAUCCUCAUCCUCGCGCAUUCCAGUUCCAGUUUACAGUUUGCUUGUCAAUGCAGACCGACGGUGGUUUCUGUGCUCCCACGGCCAGUAGGAAGAGAAAAUUCCCUUUGGAUGAUCUCAAUCAAGACCUCCUCGAAAGGGUUCUUUCGUGGCUACCGACCUCCGUCUUCUUCCGCCUUACUUCAGUGUGCAAAAGAUGGAAAUCAAUUGCAGAUUCUGCAACUUUCCAGCUAGCAUGUUCCCAAAUCCCCUCCAGGGACCCCUGGUUUUUUAUGGUUGAUCCCCACCUCAACCAAUGGGUCGUCUUCGACUCCGCCGAACGGAAUUGGAAAACCCUCAAUCACCCACCCCUCCUCCAGCUCAACCCCCACAUCGAUUCCAUUCCUGUUGCAGCUCAUGACGGAUUGAUCUGUUUCCGCAACUCCUCCGGCCACUACAUUGUCUGCAACCCCGUGACAGGCUCCACCAGGCAACUUCCUCCGCUUGAUAAACCCCCACAAAAUCAAUCCCUUCACGCCAUUGCGAUGAACUCGUUUUCCACAUCCCACCACUCAUACAAGCUUGUGCUGGUGUAUGGUGAACUUUCCUCCCUCACAUUUAGAAUCUAUAACUCAAGCGUGAACCUCUGGGAAGAAGAGAUCAGGCUGAGCAGAAAGGCUGAAAACCCUGAAAACUCUUUCCAAUCCGACCCAGAUGAUGAUGAUGAAACUGUAUAUUUCCUCAGUAUUACGGGCAAUGUAGUGGCGACCAACAUGCAGAGAAGCCCAUCUAAGCAGUACUCAUCAGUCAUCACUCGUAAAGAUGGUGGGGAAGAGAUCGUUUACUUCCUUAGCUCGUCAGGGACGGUGGUGUCCUGCAACCUCACCAGCAAACUCUUCUACGAGUACCCCAAGUUGCUGCCUGCCCUUUCCGAGUAUUCCAUUGAUAUAGUUGAAUCCAAGGGAGAGUUCUUAGUCGUUGUGCUGUCUGAAUUCCUGGAAACUGCCAGCCUCAGAGUGUGGAAAUUCGACGAAGACACGCGGGCUUGGCGUCAGAUUGCAGCAAUGCCGCCGGCAAUGUCCCAUGAGUUCUACGGCAAGAAGGUGGAUAUCAACUGUGCUGCUGCCGGUCACCAGAUACUAAUCUGCAUAAACUCCGGCGAGCUAUGCAGAUACAUUCUAUGUGACCUGGUGGCCAAUGAAUGGAUUGAGUUGCCCCAAUGUAUCAAGGAAGGUGAAGCCAAGGAGUUCAUGUCUGCCUUCUCAUUUGAACCUAGGAUUGAGGCUUCUGUAUGAGAAGAACAACCCAAUUUGGAGAAAGAUCAGAUGUGUAUUUAGGAGGAUUUAGGAGUGCUGUUUGUGAUUCUUUUUCUUGAUUAUUUAUCCUCACCUUAAGAUUUUCUUGUUCUUGAAACCAGUUGCUCAAUGGUAUGACAAUGUAUUGCCUUAUAUUGUAUCAAGUAUUUAGUCAUGUGAAAUAUCAUUUUGGAAAAAUGUAAAAUUUCUUCAUUCAAUUUUUAGCACGGAUUGAUUAA